This is a messenger RNA of Paramecium tetraurelia, 684 nucleotides long. RefSeq lists its product as uncharacterized. Lineage: Eukaryota; Ciliophora; Oligohymenophorea; Peniculida; Parameciidae. The transcript has 4 exons. The record is from RefSeq and is a predicted model, not a curated record.
AUGAAUUAAACUAAAAUUAGUAAGGUUGACAUAUUAUACCAAAGAAACAAUCAAGCUAUUCUGGAAAUGCCUAAGGAUUAUAGAAAAGGGCAUUUUAUGAUUAGAAAAAACGAGAUAAAAAUUGAGAAAGAAGAAGUACAGCCACCAAAAAAGAAAGAUGCUGAUUAAAAUACUCCAAAAGAUUAUUAUUAAUAAAGAAAGAAAAAUAUCCUAAUAAUUCGAGAUGAAAGAGAAAAACAACCUUAUUAAAGUUAAAAGUUUUUGGAUGAUUUACCCCAAGCCUAAAGUUUGAUUUUGUUUAAAAAUAAAGACAAGUAUUCUUUAAACUUUGUAUCUUAAAAAUCUGAAGUUUACAAACAUAUGACAGAAGAGUUCUAAAACAAAAUAUUUAAGGACAUCGAUAAAGGAUUAGAUGCAAGAAAAAAUUAAGAAAAUAGAGAUAAGGUGGACAUUAGAGUAAAAAAACAGAUUGCAGGAUAUGAAGAGGAUGUUCUAUCAGGUUCAGACAUAGAGGAUCCUUAAUCUGGUAAAAAGAAGCAAACUAGAAAAAACAAAAAGGAAAAAGUUUCACAUAAACUUGACUAUUAAUCUGAUGAGGAUAAGCCUAAAAAAAAGGUUAAAAAAGAUGAAUCAUCUGAUGAUGAAGUAUCAUCAGACUAUGUAUAAGAUUCAAGUGAUUCUUGA